Molecule: messenger RNA, 783 nt
Organism: Microdochium trichocladiopsis
Lineage: Eukaryota; Fungi; Ascomycota; Sordariomycetes; Xylariales; Microdochiaceae
Exons: 2
Coding region: 1-783 (260 amino acids)
Biological process (GO): regulation of transcription by RNA polymerase II
Molecular function (GO): RNA polymerase II cis-regulatory region sequence-specific DNA binding; DNA-binding transcription factor activity, RNA polymerase II-specific
Source: RefSeq, a predicted model, not a curated record
AUGGCUGGCCUCACAGACACCACGCUGCACCAACCAUCCACACGUACAAUAGAGUGCUGGUCCGGGGACACUUUUGACCUUGGCCGCAUCGAGUUCAGCGACAUGUCCCAGAUGGUCUUUGAUAGCAAAUGCAGCUCUUUGGACGCCCCUUUCCCUGCCGCAGACGGCGGCUUUAUUAUGGACCUUGGGCCCGAGAUGUACAAUAGGCCGUUGCAGCCAUACGAUGUAGUACCCGUUGGUACUAUCGCUGCCUCACAAAUUUCGAACCCUGCUCUUGACGAUAACGCGUGGACCACACACUCGUGGCCAAUAUCCCCGAUUAGCGAUUCUUCCACCCUUUCUAUCAUUGCUAGCGCGUCGACCACACUAGCCCUAGCGGAACAACACAGCUCGGAAAUACAGCAGCUCGCCGGCACGAAACACAGGCAUAGCGAGAUACACGUACAUAGCGCAGGGUCGGCAGAUGCAAGGGUAAGCUUCGCGUCGCAGUCUACGCCGUCGAAUAGGACGGCCGUUCCAAGCAGCAAUAAGAAGAAGAUGAUACGCGAGAAGAACCGAAGCGCUGCGACCAAAUAUCGUAACAGGAUGAAGUGCGAAAUCAAAGAGCUUCAAGAGACAGAGAAACAGCUCUCGGAGAAGAACAGUACCCUAAGCGCCCACGUUCAGGAAUUACGCGAUGAGAUCCUCGCUCUCAAGAUGGAGAUCCUGCGGCAUAGCACUUGCAAUGACCAGGGCAUCCAGGCUUUCAUCUUGGGGGAGAUUAGGAAGUUAAUUAUGGAUUGA